AUGACUGCUGGAGACACAGCUCAUCUGAUGAGCUAUUUUAGAUACCAGAAACAUUCGGGAACGAUCCUAGCCCAUAUCGUGUUGAUGGCUAUAGCUUGGGUCGUUAUCCUCCCAGUAGGUGUUGUGUUUAGUGUAUCAAAGUCCCGACUCGCGUUGCCAACUCAGUUUGGUUUCUUGGUCGUCAAUGCUGUUGCCGUAUUAUGCGGCAUCAUAUACAGUAACCAAACUCCCGAUCUUUAUGAACACAAUGUGCAUACCAAGAUAGGAUGGGUGGCUACAUGGGUCAUGGUUGCGGAGGUUGUGAUGGGGCUACUUCUCGCAUACUCCAACGGCAAAAGCCAUGCGCGAGAUAAUGCAUACGAAAGAGUUGCCUUCCUUUCUGUUGAUACCAAUUCAGGCAGAAAUGACUCUUAUUCUCGGGAUACCAAUCGGCAAACUCGGUGGUCUGCAGACAGCGGUCAAGGCAGCGACGAGCACACGUAUUCCCCCCGUAGCGGAUGUAGCUCCUUUGAACAUGACAGACGGGAAGCUGAGGACAUGGCGAUACCAAACCUCGAAGCAAGCAAUAAACCUAGCUGUCAACGGCUAUCUCCAUUCGGGUCUCUCGACAGAUAUUUGACAGCUCGUGUUCCUCAGCUGACUUCGCAGCGUGUCCUCAGUGCAUUGACUUUGAUCCACACUAUCGUUGAGAGGACGAUCCUGAUCCUUGGAUUCUUCGCCCUUACGUCGGGUGCUGUUGUUUAUACUGGAAUUUUCCGCGGACGACAAAUCUUCAACGGACUGGCGCAUUUCAUCAAAGGCGGGAUUUUCAUGUGGUAUGGAUUCUUGACUCUAGGUCGGUGGCUUGGUUGCUUUGCAGACUUCGGAUGGGCAUGGAAUGUGAAGCCAUCACGUGCCAUCGUAGGGGGUUGGAAGUCAAGAAUACCAACCGCAGAAUUCACAGAAUCGUUUGUUAUUUUCUUAUAUGGAGCCAGCAACAUGUUUUUGGAGCAUCUUGGUGGGUGGGGAGGACCAUGGACGGCCCACGAUCUUGAACAUGUUUCAAUAACCAUCAUGUUUUUUGGCGGCGGCUUGUGCGGAAUGUUGGCUGAAUCUCGUCGAGUUCGUGACUGGAUAAAUCAGACUGCUUUGGGACCAUCUCCAAUUGCUCUUGACAAAGAAUACCCGUCAGCACGCGCUGUCACAUAUAUCCUGCUCUAUAUCAACCCACCAAGCUCGAUUCUUCCUUCCCGGCCACCCUCAGAGUUGGUCACCUCAUUCUGUCUUAUAUCAGGCGGACUUGUUUUCAUGCUAAGUACCGCGGAUAUUGUCGCAGCCAUGGAGUAUUAUGAGGUCAAUGCAAUGAUUGUCUUCACAGUUGGGAUGGGAGUUACAUCGCUUUCCAUGGCCUGGGAGAUCGUUGUCAUAUCUCUAAAGGCAUGGGCAACCAAAACUUCGGCUUCCACAUCACUGAUGCGGGAUGGUUUCAAGUUUCCCGAAUAA
Trichophyton verrucosum HKI 0517 is the source of this 1482-nucleotide messenger RNA. RefSeq lists its product as uncharacterized. Lineage: Eukaryota; Fungi; Ascomycota; Eurotiomycetes; Onygenales; Arthrodermataceae. Bases 1 to 1482 code for a protein of 493 amino acids. The record is from RefSeq and is a predicted model, not a curated record. The transcript is spliced from 6 exons.